GUUAAGGAUAAUUGGCUUUUGGGUGAAAUUUAUGGAAAAUGUAAAAAGUUCACGCUACAGUGAUAUUAUAUCAUGAAAGUAGGGCAUUUAAGUAGAAGCAUGCAAUGGUGAUUUCCUCAUCUCAAACAAUUUAUUGAUACAAAAGCCAACAACAGUGGUGGGUAUACCACAACAAAAAAUGUCAAUGUCUCAAUAAUUUGUCAUGUGCCCUUGACCAUCAAUUACAGCUUGACAACGACGUCUCACGCUGUUCACGAGUCGACUUAUUGUCUGCUGAGGCAUGGCAUUUCACUCUUCUUGAAGGGCGGCCCUCAGGUCAUUGAGGUUCUGGGGUGCAGGGUUACGAGCCUCUACACGGCGACUCGGCUUAUCCCACAGGUUUUCUAUGGGAUUCAGGUCUGGAGAAAGUGCAGGCCACUCCAUUUGAGGUACCCCAGCCUCCAGCAGCCGUUCCCUAAUGAUGUGACCUCGAUGAGCUGGAGCAUUGUCGUCCAUGAAGAUGAAAUUAGGCCUGUGUAGUUCAGGCAGGGGCACAAUGACUGGAUUAAUGAUGUUAUUCAGGUAGUAUUGGCUUGUCACUGUACCAUUCACAAGAUGUAGGGCAGUUCUGUAUUGAGUAGACACACCUGCCCAGACUGUAACACCACCACCACCACCAAGGCUCGUCUAUGGUGACAACAGUGGCUGAUGCAUAGCACUCUCUUUGACGUCUCCAAUAUCAUUUCUGCUCAACGUGAAUCGACUUUCAUCAGAGAACAGCACUGAGGCCCACUGGUCCCUCGUCCAGUGUAAAUGCUCCCUGGCCCAUGCAAGACGAUGAUGCCUGUGCCUGGUGACACUCUGCGACACUCUAAGCAUAGUGGCCACUUCCCUCUGAGAACAUCCUGUUUGAAGCCUUGCAAUGGCUUUGAGGACAAAAUGUUCACUUGCUGCCUAAUAUAUCCCACCCACUAGCAGGUGCCAUGAUGAGGAGAUCAUCAGUCUUAUUCACUUCACCUGUCAUAGUGUUAUGCCUUACCUGUGUAUAUUACUUCAGUAACGAAACAUACAGUAAUGAAUUACAUUUACUUCAUUACUGCCCAUCACUCAUCCUGGUUGUGUGUGUGUGUGCUGCUUUCCCAUCCCUGAGCUCUACCUGCUGAAGUAGGAGGAUGUUGGAGAUGUUCAGCUGAUGAACUGAUAGGAACAACUAGUACUUUCUGUCUUACUGAGAAUUAUUACAGAAUUAUUUAUGAAUAUAAAUCUUAUUCAAUAUAUAAUUCAAAAAGUAGGUUUAUUUCAGUGAUGGAAUUAAACACUGACUCUUAUUUAGUGUUUUAGAGAUUUGUAGCCUGAUCUUUACACUAACGAACUACAUGAGAGUCAUAUUUACGCCAUUACGGAUGCUACACCUACUCGUAUAAAUAUAAUAGCUUUAAAAAAAAGGCCAAGUUAUAAUUUCCUCAUUCAAAAAUCAUUUCAGAUUUAAUCUUCAGUGGUCAUGCACAGCAAUACUUUAAUCUUGGGCUUAGCUUCUGAAAGCGGAAGUGCCACUCAGACCUCACUAAAUCCCCCUUACUCAUCUCUUAAUACACAUGGUGUUUACCGAUUUAACAGAUUAACGAUAAGUGGUGAAGAUGCUCAGCAGGGGAAUGUCUGAGUCUUCUAGUGUUCUCUCAUUCUGCUCUCAGUCUCCUGCUGUGCAGGGAUGGGCAAAGGUGUGUGUGUGUGAGAGAGAGAGAGAGAGAGAGAGAAGCUGGAGUGCUAUAAGAGGCCUGCUGUUGAAAGAAAAUGCAUCAGAUUGCAGAGAUCAUCGCCGUGAAGAGCAGAAGAAGCGUCUGUAGUGCGACUGAUCGAAGCAGGUGUUCAGGAUGUGUGUAAAGCGAGCGCUCUGGUGGAUGGUGGUGUGUGUGGUGGUGCUGCAGGUGAGCGCUCAGCACUGGUCUCAUGGCCUCAAUCCCGGAGGAAAGCGUGCAGCCAUGCAGGAGACUGUUGAGGAAAUGCCGAGGUCCUCCAGUUACGUGUGCGAUUAUGCAGACGCUUCACCUCGGAAUAAAAUCUACAGACUGAAAGAUCUGCUGAGCCGUGUUGCUGAGCGAGAAACUGGACAAUAACAGAACUGGUCAAGAUCUUCAGUAAAAUGCUUCGCCUUUAUUUUGUGUGUUGUUUUGUAUUACACAAAUUUACAGACUGCUUUUAACUAGCACAUUGUUAUUCAUGUAUCUGUUCAAUAAGACAUGAUAGUGUUAAUAAAAUAUGUGAUAAUUGAGUAAGA
Hemibagrus wyckioides is the source of this 2254-nucleotide messenger RNA. RefSeq names its product progonadoliberin-1-like. Lineage: Eukaryota; Metazoa; Chordata; Actinopteri; Siluriformes; Bagridae. Gene Ontology annotation, biological process: multicellular organism development. Gene Ontology annotation, molecular function: hormone activity. The transcript has 4 exons. The coding region runs from base 1851 to 2093 and encodes 80 amino acids. The record is from RefSeq and is a predicted model, not a curated record. Gene Ontology annotation, cellular component: extracellular region.